UGUCCGCCGCAGGCCCCGGGAUCCGCCGCCGGCGCUGCGACUAUGUCGCGGGCCCACGGCCACCUGCGCGCGGCACUGUCCCUGGCGGGGCUCUCUCCGCGCGGCGCAAGGAGCGGGGCGGCGGCGCGGCGCGGCUGCAGCGCGUGGCCCGCGCCGCAGGAACCGGGCAUGGAGUAUCAGGAGGCGGUACGCAUGCUCAACACCCUGCAGACCAAUGCCAGCUACCUGGAGCAGGUGAAGCAGCAGCGGGGAGACCCCCAGACGCAGCUGGAGGCCAUGGAGCGCUACCUGGCCCGGAGCGGGCUGCAGGUGGAGGACCUGGAUCAGCUGAACAUCAUCCACGUCACCGGGACCAAGGGAAAGGGUUCUACCUGUGCCUUCACCGAACGCAUCCUCCGGAGCUAUGGCCUGAAGACAGGAUUCUUCAGCUCUCCGCACCUGGUGCAGGUACGUGAGCGGAUCCGCAUCAACGGGCAGCCCAUCAGCCCUGAGCUCUUCACCAAACACUUCUGGCACCUCUACCACCGCCUCCAGGAGACCAAGGACAGCAGCUGCGUGUCCAUGCCCGCCUACUUCCGCUUCCUCACGCUCAUGGCCUUCCACGUCUUCCUCCAAGAGAAGGUAGACCUGGCCGUGGUGGAGGUGGGCAUUGGCGGGGCGUACGACUGCACCAACAUCAUCAGGAAGCCUGUGGUGUGCGGGGUCUCCUCGCUGGGCAUCGACCACACCAGCCUUCUGGGGGACACGCUGGAGAAGAUUGCGUGGCAGAAAGGCGGCAUCUUCAAGCCUGGCGUGCCUGCCUUCACCGUGGCCCAGCCCGACAGCCCCCUGGCCGUGCUGAGGGACCGCGCCCAGCAGAUCUCUUGUCCACUCUACCUGUGCCCGCCGCUGGAAGCGCUGGAGGAGGGCGGGCCGCUGCUGGCCCUGGGCCUGGAGGGGGAGCACCAGCGCUCCAACGCCGCCCUGGCCUUGCAGCUGGCUCGGUGCUGGCUGCAGCAGCAGCGGGACCAGCAGGACGUCGGAGAGCUGAAGGAGUCCGGGCCGCGCCUCGUGCGGCAGCUGCCCCUGGCGCCCGUGUUCCGGCCCACGCCCCCCAUGCGGCUCGGGCUUCGGGAAACAGAGUGGCCUGGCCGCACGCAGGUGCUGCGCCGUGGACCGCUCACCUGGUACCUGGACGGUGCACACACCUCCAGCAGCGUGCUGGCCUGCACGCGCUGGUUUAAGCAGGCGCUGCAAAGUCGCAAGAGGCCAGGCGGCGGGCCCGAGGUGCGAGUCUUGCUCUUCAACUCCACUGGCGACAGGGAUCCCGCAGCCCUGCUGAAGCUGCUGCAGCCCUGCCGUUUUGACUAUGCCGUGUUCUGCCCGAACCUGACGGAGGUGUCGUCCACAGGCAAUGCGGAUCAGCAGAACUUCAUGGUGACGCUGGACCAGGUGCUGCUCCGCUGCCUGGAGCACCAGCGGCUCUGGGGGCGCCUGGCCGAGGAGCAGAGCGGCCUGCACCUCUGGGAGCCCCCCGCGGCGCCGGAGCCUGGCGGGCCCGCCUCCCUGCGGCUGGCCCCCCGCCUGCCCCCCGCCCCCCGGCCCAGCUCCCUGGUCUUCAGCUGCAUCUCGCACGCCCUGCAGUGGAUCAGCCAAGGCCGGGACCCCGUGUUCCAGCCGCCCGGGCCCCCCCAGAGCCUCCUGACACACCCCGUGGCCGAGAGCGGGGCCAGCGCGCUGCGGGGGGCGGUGGCCGUGCACGUGCUGGUCACCGGGAGCCUGCACCUGGUGGGCGGUGUGCUCAAGCUGCUGCAGCCCACCCUGUCCCAGUAGCUCGGGGGGCCGGGGGCGCCACCCCCUGCCUUCGCUCCGGGAACUCCUCCCAUCUGCGGUGCCUUUGGUUUCCAGCUUUCCCGACUCCGCGGGACCUGCCCCGGUGCCCGCGCCCUGGACACGAGUGGGCGCCCCCACGGGAGGCCAGGAUUAGCAUCCUUUAUCUCUGAGCCCCCGGCCUCCCCUUCCUGCCCGCCUGCCCAGACAGGCAGGGGGCUCCCCAGCGUGACGGUGGCAGUCUGGUGGCAGUCGUGUCCCCUCCGACCCCGUGCUUCCUGGCUCAGGCCCAGCUCAUUGUGUGAGAGGCCUGGCCAGGCGGGGGUCCUGCCGGGGCUGGCUCAUCGGCUUCCUCUCCCUGGGACCCCGGGGACAGCGGGUGGCCGGAGGGGAA
Molecule: messenger RNA, 2203 nt
Organism: Sorex araneus (European shrew)
Lineage: Eukaryota; Metazoa; Chordata; Mammalia; Eulipotyphla; Soricidae
Gene: FPGS
Product: folylpolyglutamate synthase
Exons: 15
Coding region: 43-1812 (589 amino acids)
Biological process (GO): tetrahydrofolylpolyglutamate biosynthetic process
Cellular component (GO): cytoplasm; mitochondrion; cytosol
Molecular function (GO): tetrahydrofolylpolyglutamate synthase activity; ATP binding
Source: RefSeq, a predicted model, not a curated record